Messenger RNA from Pseudogymnoascus verrucosus, 549 nucleotides. RefSeq lists its product as uncharacterized. The coding region runs from base 1 to 549 and encodes 182 amino acids. The record is from RefSeq and is a predicted model, not a curated record. NCBI's taxonomy places the organism in Eukaryota, Fungi, Ascomycota, Leotiomycetes, Thelebolales, Thelebolaceae. The transcript has 2 exons.
AUGUCCUCCUACUACCACUACAAUGCUCACCAGCACCCAGCAACUCAGAAUCACGCGGGCCGCUCCCGUAGGGCUCCUCGUCUCUCUACAUCCCAAAACUCUCAUAAGCAGUUCAGGGGAGUGCGCAGCAUGAAGGAACUGACGGACACAGCUUCCAUCACAACUUUUCGACAGAAGUUUGAGGCUGGAAGGUCCUUUGACUUGGAUGAUGACAUGGAGUUCUGCCCCGGGUUGUUGACGGAGAGCGAUAUGCAAUCGAUACACUCGGUUUCCGAUAGGUCGUCGCUGUCAAGCGGCUCCCCCGAGUCAUCACCAACACAACAAGCACAACAAGUCACGGCGCCAUUUCCCCUCAACUCCGCGUCGAAUCCAUACGUUCCGUCAGGCUACCAGCCAUCAAACAUGAAGGUGCAUCAGCCAGCACCGACACGGGUGCGCAACGCUAUCCCGAUCGUCAACCCAAGCACAAGGAUGUCGAGCCCGCCGUCAUCGGUAUCGCCUAGCAGGAUGCACCCACAACAACAACAAAAUCUUGGUCGUCGAUGGUAA